AUGGGCGCUCAGCCUGCGAAGCCCUCAAAGAAGAGCCGAGUUGAGGAGGAUAGAACACACAAGGAAGACACUUUUGCGGAGGCCACAAGCAAGAAAGGGAGCAUUGAUGCGAUGACAACUAUUGAAGACUGGGAUCUUAACGAUCUUUGGGAUUUAAAUGAUCACCGCUCAGUGGUUCCAGAGCACCAUGACAAAUCGAAAUUUGCAUCAAAAUCUUCGCGUCACGGAAAACGAUGA
Molecule: messenger RNA, 237 nt
Organism: Hydatigera taeniaeformis
Lineage: Eukaryota; Metazoa; Platyhelminthes; Cestoda; Cyclophyllidea; Taeniidae
Source: the annotation of a GenBank genome assembly